AUGGCUGAUUUCCAUACGUUCCGCAUCACAGGUGCUCGCACCCUAGCGGCCCUAGCGUGGCUUGGCCUGGAUGCCAUCACUAUUCAGUUGUUGGGCAGAUGGGGGUCUGAUGCUGUGCUUUCGUACCUGGCAGAAGCGCCACUUACCAACCUGUGCGAGCGUCCGAAGCGUCCGCCCAAUGAGGCCAGAUUGGCUGGCAUGAACACCGAAUCUCAGCCUUCCACACGUUCAGUACCAAGCCGCGUUGCGUUGACGAGUUGGUCUAUUCGUCAAGAAUGCGGGCUGAAUACCUGGACAUGCAAUCAAAUCAUUGUUUGGCCCAUGACAAUAAUAUGA
Molecule: messenger RNA, 336 nt
Organism: Cladocopium goreaui
Lineage: Eukaryota; Dinophyceae; Suessiales; Symbiodiniaceae
Source: the annotation of a GenBank genome assembly